This is a messenger RNA of Micromonas commoda, 1377 nucleotides long. RefSeq lists its product with no specific name. Bases 1 to 1377 code for a protein of 458 amino acids. The transcript has a single exon. The record is from RefSeq and is a predicted model, not a curated record. Lineage: Eukaryota; Viridiplantae; Chlorophyta; Mamiellophyceae; Mamiellales; Mamiellaceae.
AUGAAGCUGUUGGGGCGCAGGGGUCUAUCGCUGGAGUCGGCGAUUCACGACAUCGAGGCGCGCGAGGAGGAUCACGAGGAUCACGAGGAGGAUCACGAGCAGGAUCACGAGCAGGAUCAAGAGGAGGAGGAGGAUCACGAGGACGAUGAGGACGAGGAAGAAGAGAACAAGGACGACGACGAGGAGGUCGGCGGGGAUGGGUUCAUCGACGCGGCGCUGCUCGAGGCUGGCGAGUCACUCGCGGAGGAAAAGACGGGAAGUUCCGGCGACGGCGCGCGCGAGCGUCGUCGUCGUCGGCGGCGGCGUCGGCCGAGGUUGAGUCGACCCGACGGCGACCGAAAGCCCCCGCCGCUCUCCGCGCUGCGGUCCGAGGCGCUCGCGCCGCCCACCGCGGGGGACGCGCGGAGGCACGCCGUCGCGCGCGACUUCCUCCGCGAGUGCGCCUCCCUCGGCGUCGACGUUCGGUACAUGUGCGAACGCGAGCUCGUGCGCGGCGGAGGCUGGGCCGCGACGGAGUGCCUCCUCGCGUUGACGCUCGCGGCGACGACGCGACUGGACGUUCGCCCGAGGCGGUGCGAAGCGCGGGCGCCGGAGGGGCCGCCGGGGGGUGUUCCGUGCGAGACGAUCGAUCCACCGCCCGAGGAGAUUGAGGAAGAAACCGGAUGGGACGCCGGCGGCGAGGGCCGGGUCGGCGACGGCUCCGACGACGACGACGAAUUUCAUCGCGAUUUGGGCUUUUCUUCGCCGGGCGGCGGCGGCCUCGACGAGACGCGCGCGCCCAUCGAACCCUCCGUCGACCCGCGCGCGUGGCGCGCGGAGGCUGAGCGCCUCGCCCCGGAGCUCGUCCGGGUGGGCCACGCGGCGCGACGCGAUUGGACGUCGAGGCUGGACGCCGCGCGUUUGGCCGCUUCGAACUUUGCGAACUUUGCGAACUUUGCCGAACUGGGCGCCCUCGUCCAAUCGAUGCGCCGCGACCUCCGGGACAUCGACGCGUACGAGUCGCGUUUGCUCGAGCGCCUCGACGCCGCUCGCGGCGCUCACCCGGCCGACCCGGUGCGACGCGAGGAGGAGACGCGCGAAGAGACGGUGGACGGGACGGGGAAGCGGGGCGGCGUCGUCGAAGAGUACGCCGCGUCGGUGCGAGCCGCGCGAGAAUCGUCGGCUCGACGUCGCGAGUCCCUCGCCGCGAUCGAGAGCGCGAUUCGUUCGACGCGCGUCGCCGAGGAGGAGGCGCGUGGGCGCGAGCGCGUCGGGGCGGCGAGGUGUCGCGAGAUGAGGCGGACGAUGGAGGCGAUGCGUUUGGAGAUGAGGGAGAUGGAUACUCGCGUCGAGGUGGCGCGGUCGCGAGUCGCGUGGGCGAGGCGGACGAGACGCUGA